This is a messenger RNA of Paramecium tetraurelia, 868 nucleotides long. RefSeq lists its product as uncharacterized. Lineage: Eukaryota; Ciliophora; Oligohymenophorea; Peniculida; Parameciidae. The record is from RefSeq and is a predicted model, not a curated record. The transcript has 3 exons.
AAUUAAUUAAAUUAAACUCACUUCAUAAUGAUAAUUCCUCAAAAUGAGUCAUUUCUUCUCUCAGGCCUUUAGAACAUUGAAUAUUAGGUUUAGAAUACUGUCAUUAGUUAACUUCAUAAAUAUCGAUAAUUAAGUGUUUUUGAUUCUUUCAUAGAAAAUCCUAGUAUGAAUCAUGAUGAUAUUAACCCAAUAAUUAAAAGUAAAUAUCUUAAUUUACGCAAUAAAAUACAUUUUGAAAAUAAAGAAGAUGAACUAGAAUUUGAAGAUAUUAUUAUCAAAUGGAAUUAAAGUCACUAAUAAAAUGUGAGAUUAAAUCAAAUGGUGACGGAAUAUGCAAAUCAAUAAAUUUAGAAUAAUUAAUAUUAAACAGAUUUUCCAGUUUCAAAAAUUCAUAUCUUAGAUUACGAAGAGAACCAACCAAUAUCAUCAUUCUCAUUAUUAACUUCAAAAGACUAGAUUAUUGAUCAUCAAAUAUUGCAAGAUCUUCCAUAAGAGAAAUCAACACAAACAGAUUAUCCUAGUGAGAUGGUUGAUAAAUGUUCAUAAUCAGAUUUUAGAGAUAUUGAUGAGAAGGAUACUGAAAAUGUAGUUGAAUUUUUUAAUUCUUCCUUCUUCCAAGAGUUAAAGAACAAAUAAUUCUUGAUUGAUGCUUAAUUGAUUUCAUUGAUAUAAACUAUGUUUUUGAUGCAUAAUGAAUAAAAGAUAGAAAUAAAUGAACCAAUUAAAUAAUAAUUAGAUUUCCUGAUGAAGAGAAUCAAGAGGAAAGAUUAGAUUAGCUAUAAUACUAUUACCAUUAUAAGGGAUAGUGUGGAUAAAUGAUUUUAUUUUAUUCUUCCACACAGCAUAUAUAUAAAAUUCGCAUCUUAAA